Molecule: messenger RNA, 2883 nt
Organism: Triticum aestivum (bread wheat)
Lineage: Eukaryota; Viridiplantae; Streptophyta; Magnoliopsida; Poales; Poaceae
Product: NAC domain-containing protein 48-like
Exons: 1
Coding region: 119-1159 (346 amino acids)
Biological process (GO): regulation of DNA-templated transcription
Molecular function (GO): DNA binding
Source: RefSeq, a predicted model, not a curated record
UCGAGGCCGGGACUCCGAGCACAACACAGCUCGCGCGUCUUUAAGAUCGGGAUCCGCCGCCGCCGCCUCUCCCUGCCUCCGGCGCGUCCCCCUCCUCCCCUCAAACCCUAGCCCGCCCAUGGCGUCAUCGCCUCUGCCGCCGGCAGGCCCUUCCUCCUUCUAUCCAAGCGGGGGCGAGCUCGCAUCCUUCCCGAACCCGUGGCUCGAAUGGGAGGGAACCGGCCACCGCCUCCUCUCUCCCUACCACUCGCCUCCACCGCCGCAAACCCUAGCCCAUGGCGUCGCCGCCGCCCCCCUCCUGGCCCCUGCCCCCUCACCCACCACGCCUCCGCCCGUCGCGUCGCCUCCUCCUCCUCCUCAGCCCGCGCCCGGCUUCGCCUUCUGCCCGACCGACAGCGAGCUCGUCUCCUUCUACCUCCGCCCAAGAAUCUCCGGCCAGCCGCUCCCGGACGCCGCUAAGCGGUUCUUCCACGAGGCAGACGUGUACGCCACAGACCCCGCUUCCCUCGUCGCCGGCCGCCUGCCGGGCCCGGCGAGGGCUCAGGGGGAGAGCAAGAACUGGUACUUCUUCAGCCUCGUGAAGCCCAGGAGCGCCCAGGACAGCCGCAAGUGCCGGAUCGUCGGAGGGGGCAAGGGCACAUGGAAGCAAGAGCGAGGGAACGACGUCGUCGGCGCCAAGGGCCGCGCCGUCGGGCGCCUGGAGAGGUUCACGUACACGCCCAACCCCAAGGAAGACAAGAAGCCGCCGGAGUGGCUCAUGACGGAGUUCAGCGUCGAUCAACACGACGACGGCGGCCAGCCGAGGCCGGUUCUUUGCCUCUGCAAGAUCUACCAGAGCCCGCGGUUCCUCAAGUCCGCCUCCAAGAACUCGGCGUCCGCGCGCAAGAGGAAGGCCGCCGCGGACGAAUCACCCGCCGUCAAGCGGCAGCUCCUGUUUCCGGCGCCCCCUCCCCCACCAAUUCCGUUGCUGCCCGUCCUGUUUCCUCCGCCCCCUCCUCCCGCACCAAAUCUGCCGGCCGAAGACGACGUCUGGGCGCACAUUGGUGCGGACCCAGAGUUGAACUUUAGCUUGGAAGAGUUCACCGCUCCCUGGCCUUGCUCAAUGACGGCAGCGGCGCCGUCUCUGCUAGGAUCCGGCCAUGGAAGUCAGUGCGCUUAACAGAGUUCUUACAUACAAAGGCCAUCUCUGAAGAUGUUCCUCUCCUCUACUCCUUCAGUUACCCAAGGGCUGAUAGUGACUCCUCUCAACGGCUGAGAUCUCACCAACCGCUUUGAUUAAGUCGCUCUAGUUAAACUAGUGAUUGCCUUUACUGUUAUUAUGGUUAUUGUUUGCUAAAAUCAAACCCUGGCCAUUAUAACUCUACAGCGUAUACUCCAUGACAAUAUAUCAUGGCUCAAUUUUGGGAGCAAUUACUUUUGAGGGAAUUACUUUUUGUCUUCUGACCCGCGAAUUACUUUUGGCUCUAGGUUGUGUUUCUGUGAUGGAAUUACUGUUUGCUAUCAAAAUUAGGACAAGAUACAUAUGUACCCAGUGCUCCACUGUUAAGCUUGAUGCCAUCUUGUGUUGGGCAAUGUGAUUCUUAAGUUUGAUUUGAUGCUAUCUUGUGUUGCACAAUGUGGUUCUUAAUUUCUGCAGUAGAUAAUGUGGUUCUUAAGUAUGAUGCUAUGUUGUGUUGCACAAUGUGGUUCUUAAUUUCUGCAGUAGAUAAUGUGGUUCUUAAGUUUGAUGUUACUUGUGUUUCAUCUUUUCUGAAUUUAGCACUGCAACUGAAUCCUUGAAUAUAUGCUGUAUCCUGUUGUUCUCCAUAAGUUUUAUUAAUUCUGCAAGAUCUUUGUUCUAGGCUAGAAAGAGGCAUAAUUUGCUUACCGGGGGUCUGGAACUACUGUAUGCUGCAGCCGGAGUCAUGAAUGUUCAUCUGUUUUUUGUAAUGCUCCCAGGCGUCUAUGAUUCACCCCUUGUACUCCUUCCUUUUUUAACUUGUUCGUUGUUGCAUUACUGCAGAAUGGUCACGAUUUGUAGCACGAUUGCCGUCAUGAACUGAAGAUGUGCUUUGGCAGCUCACCAUGGCUACUAAGAACUUAAGAUGUGCUUUGCUUAUAAAAAAGAUCCUGACACAAUUUGGGUUUUGUAGUUUCAGUUGUUUUUGCCUGACAAGGCAUUACUUUAACAUAACAUAUACUCCGUAUUUUGUUGGGAGGAUACAGGUGUUGCUCAUUGUUUGAUUUCUGGGCGUUACUCCAGAAUGAUCUAACACAAUCUGUAGCACGGUUGCACAUAAAACUUUGUGACACAAUAUGCAGUUAUUAUUUCUAAAUGAGUCAGAUGAUUACAUGUUUUUGCUGGACAGGUGUUUUAAAUUUUCUGGAACUUGGAAGAGAGACCAGACUGACCAAUGGGUAACAGGUAGUCAGGUACUUUACAUGCACAGCUGCUAGUUCUCUGCUCUCACAACCGUGGGCAUAUAAAUUCUUCACCACCUCCGCUCGAACUGCUGAUACGAUCGUGGGACUUGUUGUUCGAUUUUGUUCUCUGAAGAAGAAACGGUGCUUCAUUUGAGCUCUUGUGUAGCAAUAGUUCAGCAUUGACAGCUGUUUCUCCUGCCGACAUGGAUAUACAUGUGCAGAGUUGCAAUUAUGUAGGAAUCAGUGAAGCUAGCUGAGUUGCAGUUGGUUUAGAAGAUCGGGCUGUAAAUUCUUAAGAGUUAGGAUUGCAGUUAUGUAUGAUGCUACAAUUUUGAUCCUGGUGCAGCUGUGAAAGAAAAGUGGGAUUGAACUAUCAGAUCAAAUGAAAACACCCAAGCAUGUGUAUGUUACCGCAGGACUAAUUUUGGGCUGUAAAUUCCUAUAUGUUAUAUAAUUCAAUUUUCUUCAUGCAUCUAUUGU